Molecule: messenger RNA, 1539 nt
Organism: Coregonus clupeaformis (lake whitefish)
Lineage: Eukaryota; Metazoa; Chordata; Actinopteri; Salmoniformes; Salmonidae
Exons: 6
Coding region: 352-1269 (305 amino acids)
Source: RefSeq, a predicted model, not a curated record
CCGCUGCAAUGCUGUGAGGCUUUGAAAGUGAACAUGGAUUGUUAAGUGUUUUCACUUGUGUGAAUGAAAUUCCAAUGAUUUCAAAAAAAGAAAAGUGUGUGUGUUUUUAAGAUACUCCAGGCUGCAGAACAACAACAUUGUUCAUGCAUCACUUUGAAGCACAUUCUAAGCCAUGUGAUGACUUGAGUCAGUGCUGCUCUCGUUGUCUGUAAUGAUGGAGGAGUGGUGUGAGUUGGUGACCUAUUUCGGUGCAUAGAUUUCCGCACUGUUUGGCAAUCUCAGCAGUUUGACUCUUGAUGUGUGCACUACAACUCCACCAUCAUUACUGAGUGACAACACCUCAGCCUAAAGAUGUCUUCAAGUUGGAUGCAGGUGACAUUUCUCCUUGCACACUUGAUUGUUGCAGGAGCGGUGGUGUACCAGUACCCAGGGUCACUAACAGUGGCAGAGGGUACCAAUGUGACAUUUCACUGUGACAUCAGUGAAAUGGGAGGGGAAUGCUCUUAUAUCGUAUGGGUGCAAGUGGGACCUAUGAGAAAGCUCACACUCUGGCCUCGAAAAACCUACAGUGUCCACACCAACACAGCCUGCCUCCUGGACAUCAUCAACGCCAACAGGACAAGUGUGGGCACCUUCUACUGUGCCCUGCUUAACGGUGCCAUGCUGAACAUGGGCAAUGGGAGUGUGCUGGAAGUCUCUGACCCUGUCACCUCUGACGCUGCUCUGGAGGUCCUGGUGCCCGUGGACUGGCAGGAGGCCCCCUCAUCCCCAGUCCCACUCAUGUGCCUGGUGUCUGGGCUGGAUCCCAGUCAGGCCAGGGUGUACUGGGAGGUGGGGGGGAAGGUUCAGUCCUCAGAGCGUUUACCUGAGGUUCUGUCAGAGAAACCAGCCAGUGUCAGAGUCCAGCUCUCUGUACCUGGCCAUACCUGGGCUGAAGGUGAAGAGAUCACCUGUGUUAUGGAGAGCACCAGUGGGGUGAAGAUGAACAAGACAGUCAGCAGGAUGGGAAUGGAGAGGUCCAGACAGGGAAUGUUUCUGGCCAUCUCUUUGGGCGGCAUGUGUAUCCUUCUUUCUAUUGUGGUGAUUAUCAUCACCUUGUAUGUCUGCAGACUGAGACACAACCCUCGAAAUAAAAUAUUUCAACCCUGUGAGCACAACCAGGAUGGUGCACAGGGUCUGACUGAGGUGCAGUAUGCCAGUUUGAAGUUUGGAGCUGGUCGUGGGAGACCCUUACCUAGAGCCACAGCUAAAAACAGACAAUAUAAGUAGGCUAAAGCUGCCCUUGUAACACCUUACAUGUGAAUUCACUUUUCUACAAAACCAUAAAAGAAGUGCUUAUUCAGUCAGGGUCAUCGGUUUGUCAAAAUGCUUCUGUGCUUGCUUGCUUAUGUUUUCUGACCUACUUAUUUGAGUCAAUGAUUUAAGGAUUUUUGCUUUUAGAAUAAGGAACUUAUGUUGUCAGAUUGUGUAGUCAUUUUACAAGCUUUGUGAUUAAAAACAAUUCAAUCUUGUUGAAAUAAUAGCCAAAUGUAAAUUACA